This is a messenger RNA of Coregonus sp. 'balchen', 27139 nucleotides long. The record is from the annotation of a GenBank genome assembly. NCBI's taxonomy places the organism in Eukaryota, Metazoa, Chordata, Actinopteri, Salmoniformes, Salmonidae.
CUGGAGAGAAAGACGGAGCAGGACGGUCACCUGUGGGACGUGGGAGAAAUCCUGAGAUUCCAGCAAACUACCACAACUUUCUAUACUGUCUGUAAAGCAUUCAUAUGCUUUUAUUUUUAUAGUUGCUAGUGUGUCGUUAAUUUAGAUACGGAUUUACUCGCGUGCAUCCGUUAAUUGCGAUCUAAAUCGAACGGUUAAUCCUAUUUGAAAACGCCACCAUCGCACGGGACUGGAGCGACAAAAAAUUAUUUUUCUGGCCUGAAGAUAUUGCUGUCUCUUGGAUCAAAAUCUAAUCUUCCUCAAUGACCGACCCAGAGAAUUCCAACACGGAUUCCAAAUUGGAAUCUGUCAUACAGGUGAUGUCAUGUCAUGGCCAGUGCAUGAUUGCACUUUUAUUUAUCGUUAUUUUUUAGGGUGUAUUGGUAUUCUUCCUGAAUAUAAUUGAUUUACAGAAAUAUCAAUAGGCCACCCAAUAUGUUAUAAUUAUGUAGGCUAGUUGUAAUUACAAUAGACUUCUUCACUGGGGAUGCUGAUGGUUUAACACUUCGACAGAGAUGCCACACAUUCUGCUCUAUGUUGUGUGCUGAAAGUGUGUGUAUUUGCACUCUGCAGAGUAUGAGGUCAAUGUUCUAUUCUGAACACAGCUCUGUGGUAGACAGGAGUGACUGCUGAGACACCACCUGUCCUCAUGGCACUGUGCACUGCAGGGCCCUGAGCUUUAGUCUGUCUCUGAGGACAUGAACUAUCACAAAUAAGAUAGAGAUUGCAGAAAGGGUAAUCAAAUGGACAUUUGACACAGCCUCACACAAUUCAAGCAGGUGGCUGCAACAGCUGUUAUCCCAUCUUCAAUGUACAUGCUCUCUCGCUGUCUCUCCCCCUAACUCUCCUUUCUCCAAUAUAAAUGCUUCUGUGUCUCCCUAACAGAGGCUGGAGGAGAGUGUGUUGUCUGAAGAGAAGAGGCUGACAGUCCGUGGCACCUCCCCUGAAGACCCUCCUACGUGUUUACCUGCACGGGUCCGAGAGAUCGUCACCAAGAACCUCAACGAGAGCCGUGAGUGGGUUAGCCAUAAGACUGCUGAACAGUUAAUCAAAUGGCUACCCUGACUAUUUGCAUUGACCCCCUUUUUAUUUGCACUGACUCUCUUGCACUGGCUCUAUGCACACUCACUGGACUCUACCCACACACUCAAACAUACUAUACAGUCACAAUUCAACACACACACACACACACAUAGACACAGUUUCACACUCUUCACAUAUGCUGCUGCUACACUGUUUAUUAUCUAUACUGAUUGCCUAGUCACUUUACCCCUACUGACAUGUACAUAUUACCUCAGUUACCUCAACUACUUUGUACCUCUGCACAUUGACUCGGUACCGGUCCUCCUUGUAUAUAGUCUCGUUAUUGUUAUUUUAUUGUGUUACUAUUUCCAAUGCUCGUAAGUAAGCAUUUCAUGGUACACCUGUUGUAUUCGGCGCAUGUGACAAAUACGAUUUGAUUUGAGUGGCCAACCACCUGAUUACUCUAAAAAAUCACAGAUGUAUUCAAAGUAGUGUCCUGAGUAUUGAACGAAGCGCUGUGCUCUUCAUUAACACGAGUGGUUGUCUGUGCCUCUCUCUUUCACCUCCCCACCCCACCCCAGCACCAGGAGCCAUGUCCUCAGUGAUGUCAGUCCAGGAGGAGAACCGGGUGCUGCAGGUAGAGCUGGGAAGGCUGGAGGAUCUUCUGGCCCAUAGCAGGGCAGACCGAGAUGAGCUGGCCAUCAAAUACAGUGCCAUCAGCGAGAGGGUAAGAGACAGAGAAGAGAAGGAAGGAAAAAGAGAUUGAUCAUGAGAUGAGUGGAGGGAGAGAUACAUAAGACAGGGAACAGUAAGUCAAAGAUAAAAUGAGAUUAUUUAGGAAAAGAUAACAGGAUUGGAUGUGAAGCACAUAAGUAAAUGGAGGUUGAGAGAGGGAGAAUGAAUGCAUUUGUUGGCGAUUAGUUAGUGAGUUCUCUUCUUAAUUAUUCAUUUGGGCUGGUUGUAGUACUACACUAACCUGGCUGCUAGAGGCAAAUAUGUGGUGGGUUUAAACGCUUGACCCACAAAGGGGCAUUCCGUACGGGCAUUUGACAGACACAUAUAAGAAAUAUCAAUGUACCCCUAUCUCAAUUCUCCUUUUACUAUUUUCUUUGUCUGCUCUGAAGAAUUUUCUCAGUCUCCUUGGUUACGGGACUGGAAUGAAGUGAAGUGGCAUGUUGCUAUGGCGUUCGUCCCCCAUGGUGAUUGUAAACAGAGGCUUCAGUGGGGAGGAGAGGGCAGAUCAGGCCAGAGUGGGGGGCUCAGUAGUAUGGUGUUAGAAUUUAGCCUUACUAAAUGUGGCUGUACAUGCAAGAUUGUCAGCUCUAAAACAAACAGGAAAUAUCUCCUAUGUUACCUUUAAUCAGUGUUCUUCAAAUGGUGAUUUAGAUAACAUGCAGUUAAAAUGACUCUUCUGACAAAUGAGACUAAUGUAAAUGUACUGCUAAAAUCCAACAUCCAGGCUACUAUAACAUGAAUCCACAUGUCAGUGGUUUAUGGCUAAAUGUAGAAUACAGAAAGGCUUAUCUAUAUAGACACAGUUAUUGGGACCUACAGAGGUUCCUAUGGAGACAGGUUUGUGUUUACUGCUAGACUGAACUGUGGUGUUCUCCAUGGAGAGCCCCUGAACAUUCAUUACAAUGCUGCUUACAACUCUCCUCAAUCACAGAGCCCUCUGAGAAACCAUUUUGGUCAGAUAGCGGUAGGUAGAUGCAAAUGGAACCACCUUGCACGAUGCAAUAAUUAUGCAUUUAUAACACAGAGAAUUAUGGUAAAACAUUUCAGCAUAUCUUAUUUUAUUUCAUUUAUUUUCUAUAGCAUACCUGGCAAACCUGAAGAAAGACAGUCAGCAACAGUGGUUACAUAUCAGUCUGAGUUCUAGUACUCUGAAGCGUAAGGCAGCGACUCCCCCUGUGCAUCAUCAACCCCCCACCCUCUAUGUGUUUUCAUCCACAUAGCUAGAGCAGGCGCUCCGCCUGGAGACAGGUGACGGGGAGCGGGAUUCACCAGAGUCUCGCAGCCUGGCUCAGCAGAACAUGGACCUGCGCCGGCGUCUGGACGAGGAACAGGCAGCCUACAAGCGUAAACUCACAGCCUACCAGGAGGGCCAGCAGAGACAGGCUCAGCUGGUGCAGAAACUGCAGGCCAAGGUAUCACACUAUGAUGCGUCUGUUUACAUUCACCUCCCAUUUAUUUGGAGGGUAAAGGGUGUUUUACUAGUUCAUUUGUAUGCCCGUAAUUGUCUGUCAACCCCCUCUCAGUUGUCAACAGGUAUUUUUUUAACUUUAUUUUUAUUGAAGAACACACACAUGAACAGAAAGCAGGUAAUGGCAUUGUUUUUUUAUGGUUGUAAUAUGGGAUGUAAGUUCAUGAACCACAUAGAUGUCUUCCUGUAUGACAUCACUGCCUUACUGACUCUCCUACUAAGAAUAAAACAAUUUGAUGGUGACAAAUGGGAACCUGAUGCUGAUUAGCUAAUCUAUAUUAUGUCACCAGUCAGAGAGCAGAUCAGCUCACUGUGUCCUCCCCUCCAGGUCCUGCAGUACAAGAAGAGGUGUGGAGAUCUAGAACAGACUCUAGUGGAGAAGUCCUCGGAGCUGGAGCAGCACAGACUGAGUGUUCGUAAUGCGCUACGCCACUAUGGAGACAUUCUGAAAGAACUAACCAUGCAAUUUAGUAACAGCAUUGAGUUAAUCUACAAUUCACAUCUGAUGCAUAGCUGUCAUUCUUAUUUCCCUUUAGGGUCGUUGUGAUAUGUCCAGCAACAGUCACCAUCGAGAUGAGGAGGAUCCAUGCGGCGACCUGGAAAAUGCUCUCAUCCGGUUAGAGGAGGAGCAGCAAAGGUUAGUGAUUGGAAUCUGCCUGGGCCAAUCAGCAAUGAAACUAAUGACAUACAGAAUUCAAUUCAAUGCAAUUGAUGCAAUGCCGUGUUAUGCUCCACAGGAGCAGCAGUCUGUCUGCAGUGAACGCCAUGCUGAGAGAGCAGUUGGAGCAGGCAGGACUGGCUAAUGAGGCACUCAGCCAGGACAUACGCAGACUCACUGCUGAUUGGUCCAAAUCCAGGGAGGAGCUGGAGCAGAGGGAGUCUGAUUGGAGGAGGGAGGAGGAGGUGGGUAUUAGAAAUUAGAGUUUUUGUGGAUGGCUGUUUUCAUUUUUCAUAUUAGAAACACUUCUCUUAUUUUCUGUCACGUGACAUUGACAUUUCACAAUUUCUCUCUCUUAGUCUUUCCACAGUUAUUUCAGCAGUGAGCACAGUCGUCUGCUAUCCGUAUGGCGACAGGUGGUUGGCUUCCGUAGACAGGUCUGUGAGCUGAAGAGCGCCACAGAGAGGUCCGAACAACUAACUGCAUAACACACUGCAUAAAUGCACUCCAUUAUAUAGUUGCAUGUUUGUGUAUUUGAAAUCUUUCAUAUUUCCCCUUUCCCCCUGCCAGGGACCUGUCAGACAUGCGUAACGAGCUGGCCCGGGCCUCCCACUCUGUCCAGUCGUCCUGCUCUGGCCUGUCCUCCACACUGCGCAGCCGGGAGGGAGGGGCGACCCUGGCUCUGGAGCGGGAGGCGGCGCUGCGGGGGCAGCUGGAGCUGCAGCUCAGAGAACGGGUGGCCGAGAUGAUGAGCCUGCAGACCAGGACGGACGCUGAAAGGGCUGAGCUCAACGCCAGGUCAGAGAGAGAACUGAACACUGCUCCGUCACUAUCUGCGUCCCAAAUGGCACCCUACAUAGUAUAAUACUUUUGAGCAGAGCCCUGUGGGAUUCAGACACUGUCUGUCUUUCUGUGUCUUUGUGUUUGGUAAGUGGCAGCCUGAUCUGCCUAGUGGCGGUAGACAAAUCAGGAGUGUAACGUGCAUCUUAGAGAUUCAAUGGUAUACUAAGUGGUCUGUGUGUUUAUGGGCAGGCUGUCAGAUGCAGUGCGAGAGGUGGAGAGGCUGAAGGGCCAGAGUGAGGAGAGAGACAGAGACAUGGCCUCACUGACCAGGAGACUGGAGGUGAGAGACUGGCCUGUGUGAACCCAGCAGAGAUACUUCCUGUAGCCAUUAGCCAUCCUUAGCCUUCAUACCCCUCCCUUCUCAUUAUGGUUCUAUCCUCCUACAGGAGCAGAGUGGCAACGAUGAGACAGACAUGCAGGUGAUGAGGGCUCAUACUGAAACACUGCUGGACACACUGAGAGACAUUGCCCAGGUACAGCCGUCUCACGCACACACACACACACACAAACACACACACACAGCAAACUUUUACCAAAACUCUUUAUUGAAUCCUCUUCCCAGACUGUCCUGUCCGAUGGGGACUCGUCAUCAGAAGCAGACCAGGAGAACACUGGGGCUCCUCUAUUGGCUCUUCUCCGUGGCUCCUCCCCUCACCGCUCCUCAUCACCACGGGGAUCCACCUCUCCCAGGCGCUACUCCUUGUUGGCCACCGUCUCAGAGGGCAGCCUGUCAGCCCUGCGCUCUGCUGUCAACAACAGACAUCUCCAGCUGCAGGUACCCCCUCCACACUGUCCCUCUGCUGCAGCUGGACACAUUAACACAUAUACUACUAUCUAAAUGGGUUUACUAUAGUGAUUCUCUGGGAUUGCAAAUUGAGGCUUCUUACGGCCUGCUUUAUUCCCAUGUUACAUUGUCAAACUUUCCUAUACAAACCUUUUCUAUAAAAGUUAUAUUUUUCAGUGUAUCACUUUCAGUGUCCAGUGUUCAGUGUCUCACUCUCUCCUCUGCCUCUGUUUUUCUGGUCAACAGGAGUUCCGGGGGCGUCUGUCCUCUGCCCAGUCAUCAGUGCAGUCGCUGCGCAGGCAGUUAACAGAGUCGGAGUUAGCCAAGCGGGAGACGGAGCAGCGCUGUCAGACCCUGCUGGGAGAGAGGGAUGGAGUUCAGAGAGAGAAGGACACCACACAGAGAGAGAGAGACCGUCUGAAACAUGACAGGGACACACUGGCUAGGUAAAACCUAACACAACUUGGGUGAUGGAAAACCCUUUAGGACCAGGAAGUGUCUGCCCUCAGUGCCCUGGUUAAAGAACACUUACUCUAUGUAUAUUAAAGGUUAUAUUUCAGUAGAUAUGUCUAAUGUAUCCAUUGUCCUGUUGUCCUCUGUGUCUUUGUGUAUAUCCUGUCAGUGAGAAGGUGGCUGUGGAGAAGGCAGCCCAGGCAGCUCUGGUCAAGGCCCAGAUUCUGCAAAUGGACUGUGAGAAGCUGCAGCAGGCCGUGACGUCGGCCCAGAGAGAGAGGGAUCACGAGAGAGAGGAUAAGGUGGACGCGCUGCAGGAGAGAGACCGGGCCAAGGCAGAGACCGAGAGAGUGUGAGUGAGAGUGUGUGAAAAGAAAGGUGGAAGGGAGAGAGUGAUGGGGAAAAGAGGUACAUGUAAAUAAUGAAAUGAUGAGAAAGGAGGAGAUGAGGGAAGUAAAUUAUGAGAAAUAGAAGAAAAUGGAGGAGAUUGCAAGUAUACAUAACUGUAUUCCUGUCCUUGUCCUCUGUCCCUGGUACUUGUCCCCACAGUCAGAAGCAGUGGGAGCAGAGUGAGAGCCGGGCGUCUGUCCAGCGAGGGGAGCUGUCUGCAGUGAGAGAGACCCACCACCAGGCGGAGGUGGAAAGGCAGCUGCUGGAGGGAGAGAAGGCCCAGCUCACUGAGGCUCUGGCCCGGGUAUGACACACACACAGAUAUGGAUGUCACUAUAACUCUCUGGCUCCUCUUGUGUUUGCUUGUCAUAGUUUUGGUCCCUUUAACUUCCUCUCUGUUCUAUGUUGAAAGGUUACCUAUCCUCUGUGUUAAAUAUCCUGUAUGUUUUGUCCCUGGUCCCCCAGGCUGAGAGCAGUAAUGCAGAGCUCUCUCUGCUGGUCAACAAACUUCACUCUGAGGAGGCUGCCCUCCGAGACUCUCUGGCCAAGAUGGGCAGCAUGAAUGAGGGCCUGGCCCAGGACAAGUCUGACCUCAACUCCAUCAUCAGCCAGGUGGGGCAGCCAUUUGACUAACACUUGUGGUGGAUGUCAUAUAGAACUGAUACAAGAGUAACCAUGUAAUCUUCAUCAAAUCAAAGCAUUGCCCUUGCCAAUAUGUUUUCUGUAAGCCAUGGUAUCAUGGUAUGCCUAUUGCCUAUCAGGAUUUCUUGUAGUUUAAAUGUAAGCCUUGCACACCCGUCCCUUCUCUCAUACAGUGGGGGAAAAAAGUAUUUAGUCAGCCACCAAUUGUGCAAGUUCUCCCACUUAAAAAGAUGAGAGAGGCCUGUAAUUUUCAUCAUAGGUACACGUCAACUAUGACAGACAAAUUGAUGGAAAAAAAUCCAGAAAAUCACAUUGUAGGAUUUUUUAUUAAUUUAUUUGCAAAUUAUGGUGGAAAAUAAGUAUUUGGUCACCUACAAACAAGCAAGAUUUCUGGCUCUCACAGACCUGUAACUUCUUCUUUAAGAGGCUCCUCUGUCCUCCACUCGUUACCUGUAUUAAUGGCACCUGUUUGAACUUGUUAUAAGUAUAAAAGACACCUGUCCACAACCUCAAACAGUCACACUCCAAGCUCCACUAUGGCCAAGACCAAAGAGCUGUCAAAGGACACCAGAAACAAAAUUGUAGACCUGCACCAGGCUGGGAAGACUGAAUCUGCAAUAGGUAAGCAGCUUGGUUUGAAGAAAUCAACUGUGGGAGCAAUUAUUAGGAAAUGGAAGACAUACAAGACCACUGAUAAUCUCCCUCGAUCUGGGGCUCCACGCAAGAUCUCACCCCGUGGGGUCAAAAUGAUCACAAGAACGGUGAGCAAAAAUCGCAGAACCACACAGGGGGACCUAGUGAAUGACCUGCAGAGAGCUGGGACCAAAGUAACAAAGCCUACCAUCAGUAACACACUACGCCGCCAGGGACUCAAAUCCUGCAGUGCCAGACGUGUCCCCCUGCUUAAGCCAGUACAUGUCCAGGCCCGUCUGAAGUUUGCUAGAGUGCAUUUGGAUGAUCCAGAAGAGGAUUGGGAGAAUGUCAUAUGGUCAGAUGAAACCAAAAUAGAACUUUUUGGUAAAAACUCAACUCGUCGUGUUUGGAGGACAAAGAAUGCUGAGUUGCAUCCAAAGAACACCAUACCUACUGUGAAGCAUGGGGGUGGAAACAUCAUGCUUUGGGGCUGUUUUUCUGCAAAGGGACCAGGACGACUGAUCCGUGUAAAGGAAAGAAUGAAUGGGGCCAUGUAUCGUGAGAUUUUGAGUAAAAACCUCCUUCCAUAAGCAAGGGCAUUGAAGAUGAAACGUGGCUGGGUCUUUCAGCAUGACAAUGAUCCCAAACACACCGCCCGGGCAACGAAGGAGUGGCUUCGUAAGAAGCAUUUCAAGGUCCUGCAGUGGCCUAGCCAGUCUCCAGAUCUCAACCCCAUAGAAAAUCUUUGGAGGGAGUUGAAGGUCCGUGUUGCCCAGCGACAGCCCCAAAACAUCACUGCUCUAGAGGAGAUCUGCAUGUACCAGCAACAGUGUGUGAAAACCUUGUGAAGACUUACAGAAAACGUUUGACCUGUGUCAUUGCCAACAAAGGGUAUAUAACAAAGUAUUGAGAAACUUUUGUUAUUGACCAAAUACUUAUUUUCCACCAUAAUUUGCAAAUAAAUUCAUUAAAAAUCCUACAAUGUGAUUUUCUGGAUUUUCUUUUCUAAUUUUGUCUGUCAUAGUUGACGUGUACCUAUGAUGAAAAUUACAGGCCUAUCAUCUUUUUAAGUGGGAGAACUUGCACAAUUGGUGGCUGACUAAAUACUUUUUUUCCCCACUGUAUGUCCAUGUUUCUCUCUCAGCUUGAAGAGGAGAAGGCCCACCUGCAGGCCCAGAAACAUGAGGCGGAGCAGGAGAAGAUGACCAUCAGAGAUGAGCUCGUCCGAUUGGAGCAGGACAGGCUAGAGUUGGACUCCGCCCGCCUCGCCCUCCACCAAUCCCUGCAGGAGUCCGAGCUGAGCAGGGUGGUGAUGGAGGCGGAGCUUCAGAGCCUCAGGGCCGAUAGAGUGAAGCUGCAGGACAAAGUCACUCAGGUAAAUAAUGAGUCUCCUCUCCACUCUGAAUCGGAAAGUGGCAAGAAAGAGCUUCUGUCACUCUUGACUAAUCAGUCAUUAACAGAGCAUGAUAAUCACUGUGUUCUGAAACCUCAUUGUUUCAGUGAACCUUUGUUUGUAAAUGUGUACAGUUUUACUGCAUGUACCUGUGUAUCUCUCUGCUAACAGCUGUGUGGCGAGGUGAGCUCUCUGGGGGCGGAAUUGGGCAUGGCCCGCGGUGAGGAACAGAGACAGGGCGUGGCUCUGGAGGAAGUAGGGCGGGGCCGGGCGGAGCUGGUCAGAGAGAGGGCGGGGCUGGUGGUCCAGCUGACUGCAUCGGAGCGAGAGAACUCCACACUAACAGAGGAGUUGGCCGCAUUCAGGUGAGAGAUCUGUGUGUGUGCGUGUCUGACCGACCGUGUGUGUGUGUGUGUUUGUGUGUGUGUUUUGACGAAUUGGUCACUAAUACUAGUGUCCGUGCCCCUGCAGGUCGGAGCGAGAGGCCUUGGAGACCAGCCUGUUUGAGGUGCAGCAGCAGCUGGUUCAGUUUGAGUUUCGCAGAGAGCAGCUGGAGGCAGAGAACCAGAGCCUGCGGCUUCUCAGGGAGACCACCACCGGUGAGAGAUGGAGAGAGAGACAGAGGAAAGGAGAGGAGGAUGAGAAAUAAAUGACCAUUUAGAGAGAAAUUAAAUAAAUGGGUGAGAAGAGGAUGAUAAGUAGGAGAGAGAGAAAUUAUGUGAGAGUUAGAAAGGAAGAGGGGAGGAUGGAUAUGUUGGAAUGGAAGAAAAUGAUUAAGGAACAUUGAGGGAGAUAGCCAUAGAUCAGGAAAUAGAAACCUGUGUUUAACCCCUUAAACUCGUGGAAAUUGGGCUAUAUGGAUAGGGCCAAAUUGAAAUGUUUCUAAAAUAACUAUAAAAAGCAAAUGCAUGACCAGGGUAGCAAUUGAAAUAAAACACUUUGGAGAUUAUGGGGAAAGGACACAACAGUUCACCUGACACAAGACUGAAUCCAAACAUUACACUGUUGAUUUUAUGUGCAUUUUACAUUUACUGGACUUUUCACAGCAUUUGUUAAUAACGAAAUCAAAAAAUACUCUGGAUACAUUGAGUAACAUAAUAAGAAUAUUCAUAGAAACUUUGGAGUAGGUACAAAAUAAGAAAAAACUAUUACAAGGGUUUGAGUUAAAGGUCUAACCGGUGUCCAAGUGGCCACACACCUCUCCAAACUGCACAGUUCCUAAGUAAUUUAAAUGCACUUUUAUGACUCAAGGAAAGAGCCUUCAACCAUAAGGUGCUUUUUUUUUAGCUCUCCUAGCUUUGCCAUUGAGUAACUGAAACAAGCACACUUGUAGUUUUUUGUUUGGAACACAGCCCUGCAUCCCCACCAUCACACAAGUACUGUUGUUGUUUACGCAAUCCCAAAUGUUCCAUUAUACUGUAAAUCACAAUCUGGGUCAGGUGGGCAUGAUUUGAAAGCGUAUUCUAUUGCCAACAUGGCUAGCUAAAUUAUAAAAUACGAUCUUACAGUGUUAGGCUUUCAAAAGCCACUUCAGACAAACAGAUUGUAAUUUUGGUGCGCAUAGAAUGGAGUCAUGAGUGCAUUCAAGUGCUUGUUCUGUGGCUAAAUUUCUACACAAUAAGACAAACGUCAUUCUGUUCAGGACAACCCAGUGUAUAGCACGUCAUAGCGAUCAUCAACGUUGAUACUGUAAAUGACAUGAGUUUUCUAAUACGGAAAUGUGAAGUGCACAUUUGGACUCACGGGUGUGUGGUUUGCUUGUAUGACAUCAAAGCGGUAUUUACUAUAAUUCUCAACGGCUCAUCUUUGAAAUCACAUCAACUCCUCUCGAUUUACAGCAUUUCACUCACUCAGACAACAACAAAUGUGCAAAAGUAGCACAUUAGUGGGAGGGAUGGGGGCCUCUUAUUGUCGCGCGCGGUGCUCAAGUUUAUAAAGGCUGUCAGCCAAAAUCCAUACAGCGCUGUGAAGCGGAGAACCGGGGCUCUGGCGUCAUGUAUAGCAUGUUACUGUACAGCCACUGCGUUCCAAAGUAGGCGUUUAUCAAUGACUAAAUCUGCCAUUUUCAACCCAUAUACGGAAUGAACGGGGCUGUGAGUGGAAAGAGCUACACCCCUUAGUAAAAAACUGUUGCACGUUUGAUGGUAUAUCCGUUGUAUGACUGAGACUGUAUGAACACAGGUGUGAAACUGGUCACCAUGUCUGAUAUUGUCCUGUGUAGUGGAGCUGAGGCGUGUGCGUGCGGAUGGGGAGAAUGCACUAGCGCAGAGUGAGAGGGAGAGAGAGGCUCUGAGCCAGGCCCUGACUACCACCCAGCAGGAGUCCCAGAAGGCCCUCCACACCGCUAUCACUGACCACCAGGAGGAGGCAGAGAGACUGAUCUCUGAGAAGGUGAGGAGGGCUCAGGCUGGAUUUUGCUUGUCUGUCUAGACCUGUUUGGAGAGGUGUUUGUGCUAGCAGUAAGAGUACUAUUUGGAUGGUUUUACUAUAAAAAAAAUUGUUCUAGCUUUUUCUUGCUUUGCCCAAGGUGUCUCACUGUAGGUCUUGAUUCUACUCAGUUGUUCAUGUUCUUUAUGUGGGCUGGUUUAACCCAUGCAAUGAACAUGAACAACUGAGUAUGUUUGUUCUCCAGGAGGCCCUGCGUCGCAGUCUGGAGUUUGAACAGGAGGGGGCACUGCGACAGGUCAGACAGGAGGCCGAGGAGCAGCUUCUCAGAGCUGAGAGAGACCGGGAGGACCUGAAAGAUGAAGUGAGGAGUCUGCAACACGACAGAGACCAGAGUCUGCUACAGGCAGAGACAGAGAAACAACAGGUCAGGCACAUCUGAGAGACCAUACAAAGACAAUGCUGGCUCUAUUUUUGGCGGGCGCUAAGGUCGGAGGCGUAAGUGUCAAACACACGAUAGUUUGCAUUUUGGUCAUGUAAAAACUUUCACACUGGCAUUUUCCAGCCCUAACGCCAGGUUUGGCAAUUUACCUGUGUAACAUCAGCUCGCUAGCGCUGAGGUGGGAGGGGUGGCAAUAUUUGAGGUGUGUCCUUAAAAACAAGCAAAAAAGUGACCAUUUUAUGCAGCGCUAUGGGAAGUUGUAAGACCCACAAAAGGCAGGUCUUAACGAUAGCGCAGUUAAUAAUGGCAUGGAUUUUAAGAGCGGAAGCGCAGCCUAUCCAGCCAUGACGCACAUUGCCCAUGAAAGAGAGAUGUGCCUUUUGUGCUGGUGAAUCUCGUAUUUACACUGAACAAAAAUAUUACGCACCAUGUAAAGUGUUGGUCCCAUGUUUCGUGAGCUGAAAUAAAAGAUCCCAGAAAUGGUCCAUAUGCACAAAAAGCUUAUUUCUCACAAAUGUUGUGCCCAGAUUUGUUUACAACCCUGUUAGUGAGCAUUUCUCCUUUGCCAAGAUAAUCCAUCCACUUGACAGUGGUGGCAUAUCAAUAAGCUGAUUAAACAGCAUGAUCAUUACACAGGAUACACCUUGUGCUGGGGACAAUAAAUGGCCACUCUAAAAUGUGCAGUUUUGUCACACAACGCCACAGAUGUCUCAAGUUGUGAGGGAGUGUGCAAAUUGGCAUGCUGACUGCAGAAAUGUCCACCAGAGCUGUUGCCAGAUAACUGAAUUUUCAUUUCUCUACCAUAAACCGCCUCCAACGUCGUUUUAGAGAAUUUGGCAGUACAUCCAACUGGUCUCACAUCCGCAGACCACGUGUAACCACGCCAGCCCAGGACCUCCACAUCCUGCGGGAUCAUCUGAGACCAGCCACCCGGACAGCUGAUGAAACUGUUGGUUUGCACAACCAAAUAAUUUCUACACAAACUGUCAGAAACCAUCUCAGGAAAGCUCAUCUGCGUGUUCAUCGUCCUCACCAGGGUCUUGACCUGACUGCAGUUAGGCGUCAUCACCGACUUCAGUGGGCAAAUGGUCACCUUCGAUGGCCACUGGCACGCUGGGGAAGUGUGCUCUUCAUGGAUGAAUUCCGGUUUCAACUGUACCGGGCAGAUGGCAGACAACAUGUAUGGCAUCGUGUGGGCGAGCGGUUUGCUGAUGUCAACGUUGAGAACAGAGUAGUGGCGGUGGCGUUAUGGUAUGGGCAGGCAUAAGCUACAGACAACGAACACAAUUGCAUUUUAUCAAUGGCAAUUUGAAUGCACAGAGAUACUGUGACAAGAUCCUGUGGCCCAUUGUCGUGCCAUUCAUCCGCCGCCAUCACCUCAUGUUUCAGCAUGAUAAUGCACGGCCCCAUGUUGCAAGGAUCUGUACACAAUUCCUGGAUGCUGAAAAUGUCCCAGUUCUUCCAUGGCCUGCAUACUCACCAGACAUGUCACCCAUUGAGCAUGUUUGGGAUGCUCUGGAUCGACUUGUACGACAGCAUGUUCCAGUUCCCGCCAAUAUCCAGCAACUUCACACAGCCAUUGAAGAGGAGUGGGACAACAUUCCACAGGCCACAAUCAACAGCCUGAUCAACUCUAUGCAAAGGAGAUGUGUCGCGCUGCAUGUGGCAAAUGGUGGUCACACCAGAUACUGACUGGUUUUCUCAUCCACGCCCCUACCUUUUUUUAAAGGUAUCUGUGACCAACCAAUGCAUAUCUGUAUUCCCAGUCAUGUGAAAUUAAUAGAUUAGGGCCUAAUUUAUUCAUGAAUUGACUGAUUUCCUUAUAUGAACUGUAACUCAGUAAAAUCUUAGAAAUUGUUGCAUGUUGUGUUUUAUAUUUUUGUUCAGUAUAGAAACCUAAAAAAAGAUUGGUUUCCAUUCCGUUUAAAUUGAUUAAAAACCAAGCACUGCCUACCUUCCCCUUAAUCAAGGCUGGUUUAGCAGCAUCACAUAGGUGCAUCUUUUUAUCCUAGCCAUUAGCCAAGUAGUCUAUGAAUAAAGGGGUUUUAAAAUGGUCUACUGACAUUUUCUGAAAUAUUGUAGUAAAAUAUGCGAAUUAAGCGAUAAACAUAAAAAAUGCAAAUAUUUGCAUAUCGCGCAAAUCGAUUUUUCUGGACACUGGAUUAAGUCACCCUAAAUAUUUUGGUUUAAUUUUGUUAAGACACUCCAGGACAGGACUGACUGAGUGCAGAUUGUGGAUAAAUAUUUGCUGUAAAAUACUAAAGCCAUGUUUGUAAAAUGCAUUUUUGCCAAAUGUAUUAUCUAGAUUUAUUUAUUUUACAACAUAUCAACAAUUCCCUCUGGGCAAGUCUCGAGAAUAUAUCUGAGGAUAACCACACAAAAUUUGGUGAAAGCAGAUGCUGAGGAAAAUGAGUUGGCGUUUGGGAAGAGUCUGACUUUCGUUAAAUGGCAGAUAAAGACAGGUACACCUAAUUAAGACUACCAAACACCUAUUUAGACCCAAUCACCAUCUCUUCAAACUAAGUUACUAUAUAUAUAUCCCAGUUUGUUACAUUCUCUUUGAAGUGGGCUUUUAAAUUAUGUCUAAUUCAAAACAUUGAGCUUUGAAAUUAUAGAUGUAUGACCAUUUUAAAGUGGUUAAAAUUCAUGAAACUUUGAUGAUGCUAGUAUGAUAAACAAAGGAACAUAUACAUUUUAUCAAGAUUUUGAUAGUUUUAUGUUUCAUUUUUUAAAAUACUAAUAUUAAUGGGACAAAAUACUAACAAAUCUCAAAACUGAUAGGUAGAUGCAAAAAUGUAAUUUCAGCCUGUAGUGCCGGCCUUAAAUGGUCUAUUCGUCAGAGUGCCUUGAAUUGAAAAUAUACAGUACUGCACAUCCUUAAACAUACACACAUAUGCCUACCUGCAUACUUCAUUUUUCUUGUUCAAGUAUCCAUCCCCAUCUCCAAAGAGUGCCUCUGAUCCGGUUACCAAAGACGCGCUCCUCCAAACGUAUUUAAAUUAAAUGAUGCAGUAUCAUAUUUUGCUUGUUGAGAACGUGCCUCACACAUUCAAUACAAUUUACGAGAGCCUAGUAAUUUUUAUUUUAGGAGAAGUGCGAUGCGUAAAGACAUGAAGGCUAGGCUCGUUGAUGCCAAUUACUACAAUGUUGACUGCCAACACUCCAAACAGGCUAUUAAGCAAACACUGGAUGUUUUUUUUUACUGUUGCUAUUAGCCUACUCGUUACUGUAGCCUAUGCUAUUUAAUAAACUGUAGUAUAUCAAUCCACAAUGGACCAGGACGAGAAUAAUCUGUACCCCCAGCCGAAAUGGAGUUGGUGACAACGCAAAUACCAUCAGUAUCCUACAGAACUGGAAACAAGCGCCUGCAGUAUUAAGCUAUGGAAUGUGUUGAUUAAAACCUCUAAAAGUCUAAGCCGUAGGGGAAUGCUCAUACCAUGGAUCAUUUAGCUAUUUGAUUUGGAAUUUUAGGACCCUUUAGGUAUCAACAAAUAUAUAAAAAAAUGAUUUGAUAAAAUAUUGAAUUUGGCCUUUACUACUAUAGUCCAUAGAAACACAUUGAAUAACACAUUCAUAAAUGGCUAAAUAAGUUGGUAAAAAAUAUAUAUAUCAUAAGGAAUAAGGUUUUGAAGUGUCUGUCCUAUAUCUAGGAGAUUUAAGAAAGCUCAGGAAUAUUUGUGCUUUUUUGGACACAUAUUUAACCCCUUAUUUUUGUUGGCACAAAACUACCUCCAUACUUCUAUUCAUUUGCAUGGGCUACCUUUGUGUGGGUCGUAGAGCAAAACGGAAAACACUAUCGUGUUCGUGAGAGUUUCAUCUUUACUUCGAGUGGUAAUAUUAGUUUGUAGACCAAAACGUUCAGACACUACAGACAUUGUUGUGAGAAGACCAAUUUUCAGGAUGUCUCAUGGUCUGACAAACACCACUGUAGCUCAGCCACCUUCCACCGCAGAUGCGGAAGGCCAACAUAGGCGGAUGUGGUGGAUUGAGACGCAGCCCAUGCAAGAAAUAUCUAGCUUAAAUUGGCAGAUUUUGAUGGGGAUUUUUGUAUUAUGGCCAAGCCUUUCUCACACCUACAACUUGUUUAUGUAUCAAAACCUAGCCAUUUCGAGCCACCUGCAGCUAUUGCGCUCAUAAUUCUGGCUGUGGAAAUAGCAAAAAUAUUUCUGACACCCCAGGACCUAUAGCAUAGCACUACCGCCAGUGCUUAGAUUUACCAUUGCGUUAGGUUUGUUAAAAUAGAGACCUACAUGUAAUAAAGAUCAGAGUCUGUAAUGAAGUGCAGAGCAAAUGCGGUUAAGAGAUAACUACUCUCAUGAGGUUGUGAUCCAUAUCCCCAGUUCAAGAGGCCCUUUCUAUUUUCUCCCUCUCUCAGAUGCUGUCCCAGAAGGAGGCAGAGAAGGCGGUGCUGUCUGAGAGAGUGUCCAUCCUGCAGGCAGAGCUGGGUACUGCAGCCCUGGAGCUGGACAGACUGGCCAGAGAGGCAGCGCAUUACAAAGAACAGGAGAGGGUAAUUAUAGACCGCUUUAGAACUCUGUUCCCAUUCUGUACUACCAUGAACUGUUUUUAAAGACAUGAAAGUUUCCCUGACUUUGUCUUCAGGCCACAGUGGGAGCUCUGACCAGUGAGUUACUGGAGCUUCGCUCUCAGCUGGAGGAGGCUGGCAGUGUUCAUGAGCGGGAGCUGCACCGGUUGCAGGAGAACAGCUCUGACCUGCAGACACACACUGAUGCUGCCCUCAAAGAGGUAAGAGGCGGUUAGAGUCAGGGAUGGAGCCGGUGACCAUUUCUGGACCAUUUCAAAAAGAAAUUACCACUCUCCCUAACUUCCUCUUCCAGUUGGAGGAGUGCAGAGCUUCUCUCUCAGCCAGUGAGGAGAGCCGAGACCAGGUGAGGCGGGACACGCUGGAGAUGGAGAGGCGCCUCAACCAAAUCCGUGACACCGGGGAGGGGUACAGAAGGGAUGGGGUGGAGCUACGGCGCACCCUCAGUGAUGUCACCAAGGAGAGAGACACUCUCAGCCUAUCAAAUGCCCAGCUCAGGGAGACUCUGAGAAGUGCAGAGACUGAGAGAAUCAGGUAGAGCUUAGCUGCAUACCUCUGACCCUGAUUGUCACCUGUCAAAAGUUAAUAUACUAGUAUCACUCUCUAUUAGGUAGUAAAAACUAUACACAGAAGGCAUCUACUGUAUACAAAAGGACGAAAUGUGUGUGUGUCAGUGUGAAGCGUCAGUGUGAGGAGAAGGAGCAGCGGCUGGCUGUUCUGGAGGAGAGCCUGUCAUCUGUCCAGAGAGAGGUGACGGAGCUCCGCAGCUGUCUGAGAGAGGUGGAGCGGUCACGGCUGGAGGCCCGGAGAGAGCUGCAGGAGCUACGCAGACAGGUCAGUCACACAUACCGUCACAUCUCUGAAACACUUUGUUUAUUCUUUUACACUUAUUGGUUUACCUUACCUGCUGUAGAGAACUCAUAACUUCACUAGGGCAUUGAGUUCUUGCUAUCCACAGGAUCUUACCAGGAAAAACCCCAGGCCUUGGCUUAGACAUAGUCUAGAACUUGUCCUCUGUCCGAUCACUCCAUCAGGUGAAGGUACUGGAUGGAGAGAAGGAACAGAAAGGGAGGGAGGUGGCUGAGUUGCAGACGCGUCUCUCCCUGGAGGAGCAGAGAGAGGAGGAGAGAGGGAGGGAGAUCUUCUCCCUCAAACAGAAGCUGGCCGAGGCUGACACAGCCAGGACUUCCAUCAAGAAAGAGGUGAGGAGGGAGGGAGAGAUUGAGGAGGGGUGGAGUAGAGUGAGAGGUUAGAUUGUAUUUAGGCUUGGUUAAACAUAAAACUUAAUCAACCUCUCUCUACACAACCUUCUCUACUGUACCUCUCUUCCCAUCUCUAUCCUCCCUCCUCUUCCCUCCCUCCCUACCUCCCUCCUCCUCCCUACAGCUGUCCAUCCUCCAGAGGCGUCUGACAGAGUCAGAGUCAGGCUGGCGGGGCUGUGAGAGGGAGCUGACGGCCCAGCUGCAAGAGGCCCGGGGCUGUGAAAAGAAGCUCCAGGAUGAGGCCAGGAACCUGUCCCUGCGGGCCCAGACAGCCCAGGACUCCCUCACCCAAUCCAGCCUGCAGCUCAGCGAGGCCCAGGGCCGCCUGGCUGCCACCGAGGCAGAGCUGGCCCGGGCCGAGGCCGGACGCAGGGAGCUGGAGUUCCGCCUGGGCAGCCUGCAGUCGGCGCUGACCCGUACACUGGGCAUCGGGACGGGGGGCCGGAGAAGUGCUAGUGGGGGCAGGGGCAGGAGCCCCAGAGGGAGCCCCCCAGUAGCUUCCUACAGCAGCAUCACACGUCCCCGCAGCCUCUCGCCCCUACACUGCUCACUAUCUCCCCCCAAAGGUGAGGGUAAAACGCUCACAUAUCACAAAAAAUGUCAAUGUGAAAGUGGGACAUACAUUGUGAGGAGUUAUACUGUAUAUAAUAUUUUCUUCCAGAUUUUGGAGGCUCGACCCCUGACAACACGUUGGGCUGCUCCAGGCCUAUCUCCCCAGAGCAGGGCGACACCCCCCUCCCAAUGCCCCUGCCUGAGCUGGACCCUGAGGCGCUGCGCUGUGGCCUCAGAGACUUCCUCCAGGAGCUCCGAGACGCUCAGAGAGACCGGGUACUACAGCCACACUACAUGGGCAGAGCAGUACACCUAUUUAGAUUUGAUACACAUUCUCCUAUUCUAACAGAUUGAAGUCCCUUUUCACUCUGUACUCUUAGAUGAAUUAUCUCAGUAAACAAUUGUACAUCUCUGCAGCACUGAUAUGUGAAUGUAGGAAAUGCUAAAAGUCUGUCAGAUUGUCUGAAGGCAUGUUGUUGAAAUGUGUUCCUGAUGUUGGUUUUCAGGACGAGGCUCGCUGCCAGUUGGGGGUGCUACAGAGAGAGUUGGAGGAGGUGACAGGGGAGAGAGACUCUGCCCAGAACCGCCUCUCUCAGCUACACAACACACUGCAGGAGUGCCAGGAGGGUGAGACACACAUACAUAUGUCGCACGCACGCAAACCAUAAGAAGGCCAAGAGAAUCAUUUACACAGUGAAGUCAUUAGGAUACAUUAGCAUAAAGAACUUGUCUGUGAAUGCUCCAGUGUUGUGACUGUCUCUGUGUUUCCGUCCAGGUAAGCGUGGUGUUGACGGGCGUCUGAGCUCCACCCAGGCCAUGCUCCAGCAGCAGGAGGAGACGGUAAGGAGGGGAGAGAGGGAGAGGAGAAUCCUCACUGACAGAGUCAAGGAGCUGGAGAGAGCCCUGCAGACUGCCGAGACGGAGAAGAAACACACACAGGUACACAUACACGCACACAAACACAUACUUACUGUAUGUAGAAGAUCUUCCCUGACAAUGAUUCUAGUGUCUGCUAACACACAGUGCUGACCACUGACCUGCCAACACUGCCAUAUGGUGACCCUGCAGGAAGCACUAGGUGGAAGCAGAAAACUAACAGUGACUGUCAUAACAACAGAUGCCACAGAAUACUGAGUCAUUAAACAAAACUCCAUGUCAUAUUGCUGGGCAAAGCAACAGCCCAUAUGUCCAGUCCUCUAAGUCCAGCCCUCACACCACCCUAGGAAACACUUCUCAUAGCCGACAACAGAGGGAGCAUGGGGAAAGAGGGAGAGAGAGAAGGACUGGCUGAGUGAGAAGGAAAUAGAGAGAUUGAGAGGGUUAGUGGGAUGAAGUGCAAGGGGAAAGAUGAAUGAAGGGAAAGGAGGGUAGGUAUUUAUGAUUAUAGAGAUUAUAGUUAGGAGCCACAGAAUCAUAUAGUAGAUAAUUUAAUAGACUGUAUUCCUGGGAAAAGACUUGAAUGAUUUAUGUUGCUGGAAAGAGAGGGGGGGAAGUUGGGGAGAAAAGCAUUAUGGAAGGAAGAAGGGAUGUGGCCAGCUGUGGAUCAACUGUCUAUCUAUGUGUUUAUGUCUAUCUGGCCUGGCCUCUCUGUGAGUGUGUUUGUGGAGCGUCUGUGUUUUCCCCUCGUGUCUAGUUCUAUAUCUCUCUACAGAGCAGCCAUUCUGCUGCCACUAUGACAUACUGUAACUGUAUGGACAGGCUGGCUGGCUGGCUUUGACAUGUGACCUUGUUGUGACUGCCAGUCUGACAGUUUCAUAUAUUUAGCUCUCUCCUUCUCUUUCUGUCACUCUCUCUCAUUAUCUCCCUCUGUCUCCCUUUCUCCCACCUCUCUCUCCUCCCCUCCUCCCCCCUGUAGGACCAGUUGAGUAAGCAGCGUGCGGGUGAGGUGCGUCUGGAGGCUGAGCGGAGGCGCCUGCGGGAGGCCCUGGAGGCUGCCGAGGCCCGGGGGACCAGGGUGGAGCUGGGGAGACGCAGCCUGGAGGGGGAGCUGCAGAGACUCAAACUGAGCCUGGGGGACAGGGAGGCCGAGAGCCAGGCCACCCAGGAGCGCCAUGACGCACUACUCAAACAGGUAACACACUGAAUGGACACUCAAUCAAUGUACUAUAUAGGAACAAGGACAUCCUUGAUAGAGGCACGUCAUGCUGAGAUUUAACCAGAUUUAAAUGGAAACACACUUGCACAAUAUACACACUGACUUAAACCACUCACAUACACUGUGUUGUGCAUCUGUCCAAGGUGGCAGAGGGGGAGAGCCGUGUGACGUCGCUACAGAGAGAGUUGGACAGGCUGAGCCAGGCUCUGUCUAAAGCCCAGGAGGGAGAGGUCUGUCUCAGAGAGAAGACCCAGAACCUCUCCCAGAGCCUCCAGGAGGCCACCGUUGCCCACAGCGCCACCCAGGGGCGCCUUGUUGCACUGCAGAAGACACUGGGGCUGGCCGAGCAGGACCGCAGGCAUCUACAGGUAGGUGGAGGAGGAAUUAUUGAUCGGACAGUGGCCUGAAAUUCAAGUGUUUGUUUUUGUCAAGUUUCAUCCUUGUAAUUUAAAUAGGAUUGGAGCAAAUUGUAAUGAAAAGUCUAGAUUGAACCCAUGAAACUGAAUGGAGUGUUGCUGUUUUCAGGAGCGAGUGGAUGGAGCGCGGGCGUCCCUGGCGGACGGGAAGAGAGGCAUGACGGCCCUCACUGAGCGCGUGCAGAGCCUACAGACUGAGCUGACUCAGAGCGAGCUGAGACGAGGAGAGCUGGAGGCAGAGCUGGCCCACACACAGGAGGUGAGAGGGAGGGAGCGAGAACGAGAAUGAAAGCGAAAUACUUUUACUCAUACAUAAUCAUUUCCUCAACACUAACCUUAUACGCAUACAGGAGGAGAGCGGUAAGGACAUAGCGGGGGCAUGUGAAGAAUUGAACAUUAAAACAUUUUAAAGAAAGAGAGCGGGAGACAUAGGCCUGUAUCUCAUCUGUAUAGCUGUUCCCUCACCCCUGUCUCUCUUUUAGGCCCUGCGUCAACGGUCUGCCAGUCUGACAGAAGCCCAGCGCAGUGCCCAGUCUGCCCAGACAGAGAGGGCGUCUGCAGAGGAGAGGCUGCGGGGGCUGCAGAGGGCCGUGGCCAUGCUGGAGACAGAAAAGAAGGACGCAGAGAGACAGGCGGUCCGCCUGGAGAAGGACAAAAACGCACUGAGAAAUACACUGGACAAGGUGAGACGAAGACAAGAGGGAGAGAAAAACAUGAACCACACACACAACAGGUAGGCAGGCAUUAGGAAUAUGAUGACUGUCGAAAAGAGUUGGAGUACUAAUUUUCAAUCAGUUCAAUUCAGGAAGUGAAUUUAAAUGCAAUUCAUGAAUGAAAAAAUCCUCUGAAAAUAAUGGCAGUUUUUCAAUUCACUUCCUCAAUUAACUGGAUUAAACAUGUAAUUGACCCCCAAAGUCUACUGUUGAAUGGUAUUGACUGGAUUCUGACUAUGUAUGACUGUUUCUCCAGGUGGAGCGUCAGAAGCUGAAGACAGAGGAGGGCAGCAUGCGUCUGUCUGCAGAGAAAGGCCGUCUGGAUCGCUCCCUCACCACCGCAGAUCAGGAGCUGCAGGACGCACAGAGACAGAUAGCACUGCUACAGGUAGACAGGAGACACAGAGACAGAUAGCACUGCUACAGGUAGACAGGAGACACAGAGACACAUAGCACUGCUACAGGUAGAGGGUCAGGCAAAGGAAGGCUAAGAUAAUAACAAGAUGACAUGGACCAUGUUGAGCACUACCACUGAGUGUGUUUCCACAGCUGCUGUUGGUUUCAUGCUUGUCUGAAAGGUGACAGGAGAGAAAAUGUGGGUUCAGUUUAGAGCUAGGCGGUAUAUCAUAAAUAAUGGUAUGGAUCCACAUACAGUGGGGGAAAAAAGUAUUUAGUCAGCCACCAAUUGUGCAAGUUCUCCCACUUAAAAAGAUGAGAGAGGCCUGUAAUUUUCAUCAUAGGUACACGUCAACUAUGACAGACAAAUUGAGGGAAAAAAAUCCAGAAAAUCACAUUGUAGGAUUUUUUAUGAAUUUAUUUGCAAAUUAUGGUGGAAAAUAAGUAUUUGGUCACCUACAAACAAGCAAGAUUUCUGGCUCUCACAGACCUGUAACUUCUUCUUUAAGAGGCUCCUCUGUCCUCCACUCGUUACCUGUAUUAAUGGCACCUGUUUGAACUUGUUAUCAGUAUAAAAGACACCUGUCCACAACCUCAAACAGUCACACUCCAAACUCCACUAUGGCCAAGACCAAAGAGCUGUCAAAGGACACCAGAAACAAAAUGGUAGACCUGCACCAGGCUGGGAAGACUGAAUCUGCAAUAGGUAAGCAGCUUGGUUUGAAGAAAUGAACUGUGGGAGCAAUUAUUAGGAAAUGGAAGACAUACAAGACCACUGAUAAUCUCCCUCGAUCUGGGGCUCCACGCAAGAUCUCACCCCGAGGGGUCAAAAUGAUCACAAGAACGGUGAGCAAAAAUCCCAGAACCACACGGGGGGACCUAGUGAAUGACCUGCAGAGAGCUGGGACCAAAGUAACAAAGCCUACCAUCAGUAACACACUACGCCGCCAGGGACUCAAAUCCUGCAAUGCCAGACGUGUCCCCCUGCUUAAGCCAGUACAUGUCCAGGCCCGUCUGAAGUUUGCUAGAGUGCAUUUGGAUGAUCCAGAAGAGGAUUGGGAGAAUGUCAUAUGGUCAGAUGAAACCAAAAUAUAACUUUUUGGUAAAAACUCAACUCGUCGUGUUUGGAGGACAAAGAAUGCUGAGUUGCAUCCAAAGAACACCAUACCUACUGUAAAGCAUGGGGGUGGAAACAUCAUGCUUUGGGGCUGUUUUUCUGCAAAGGGACCAGGACGACUGAUCCGUGUAAAGGAAAGAAUGAAUGGGGCCUGGAGUGGCCUAGCCAGUCUCCAGAUCUCAACCCCAUAGAAAAUCUUUGGAGGGAGUUGAAAGUCCGUGUUGCCCAGCGACAGCCCCAAAACAUCACUGCUCUAGAGGAGAUCUGCAUGGAGGAAUGGGCCAAAAUACCAGCAACAGUGUGUGAAACCCUUGUGAAGACUUACAGAAAACAUUUGACCUGUGUCAUUGCCAACAAAGGGUAUAUAACAAAGUAUUGAGAAACUUUUGUUAUUGACCAAAUACUUAUUUUCCACCAUAAUUUGCAAAUAAAUUCAUUAAAAAUCCUACAAUGUGAUUUUCUGGAUUUUCUUUUCUCAUUUUGUCUGUCAUAGUUGACGUGUACCUAUGAUGAAAAUUACAGGCCUCUCUCAUCUUUUUAAGUGGGAGAACUUGCACAAUUGGUGGCUGACUAAAUACUUUUUUUCCCCACUGUACCUGUAUGGAUUCUAUAACAAUAUUUCUAUACAUUGCUAAAUUAAAUGAAAAGUUAUACAAAUUGGACUAUUCACUGUCAGUUUUGUAAUAGUUUGGUUGAGUAUAAAACCAUCAGAAUGAGAAAGCCCAUUAAAACCACUUAAAAUGUGUUUGUUGCCAUAAAAGGCACUACUAAUAAAACAUAUUUAGAACUUGUAUUAUUCAGAAACAUAAAAUAACGUCAAAUAUCGCCAUACCGUCAAAAAUGAACCAUAUCACCAGGCCCUAGUUCAGUUUCAGCAUUUGAGUUUGUCAUCCUGCUUUUUUCCCCAGUAGCAGAAUUAUCAAAGGAGUCAAGAUUUAGUUGUUCAUUCAGCCUUUAGUUAAUUGGGUUCGUCAGUUGGUUUUCUGUGUGGGUCAGUAUCACAACAAAUUCAGUUUGAGACCAAAAAGGCCAUGAACUGUAUCAGGAAUUUGGUAAUGAAAUAAUCAUUAUUCAUACUACCAUUUUCCCUAGUCAAACUCAGAAUACAAUUUUAGUCAUUUGAUAAUGCCCAGCAUUCAUCAAAGUCAGGUCCAAUAGACUUAACCUCUCCCCCACUUAUCUCCUAGUCAAACCACAAUAACAAACCUCAUUUACUGAGGUGAUUGGCUGAUGUUGGAGGUGUGUAUUCUUUAUUUGGCUGCUUUGUGGAAGGAGGAGUUGGUGGAUGUAAGAAAGAAGAUCACUUUUUCUAUGGUGAGUGUCUAUUUGUCCAGUGAUUGUUAUACAGUCAGUGCACUACUCUUUGAGUGAUCAAAUCUGUGCAGGACAAUUUUACCACUAUAAGCAGUUGAUCACUAUAAGCAGAAUGCCCUGUAAUAAAGACGAGGCUAGGGUGUUCUUCUUGGUAGUUUUUAUUCUGAAAUUCUCCGUUCAGGUAAGUGAGGGGUUAGUCAGGCGAGAUAGUGCUUUUUGUUGCAGAUUAUUGUACAUUCUUUUUCAUUAGUUUAACCCUCCCAGACACCUGUCUGUUAUUCCCUGAACUCCCUUUAAAGCCAGCCAAAUGAAACCCCAUGUAGGUGUAAGUGAGUUGGGAUCAGUACAAAAUGGCUGCAGCCCUGGGCCCUCUGGCUCUGAAUGCAUCUGCUGCUAUUUAGACACCUAAUGUUGAGCCUGCUGCUAGUUAGACACCUAAUGUUGAGCCUGCUGCUAGUUAGACACCUAAUGUUGAGCCUGCUGCUAGUUAGACACCUAAUGUUGAGCCUGCUGCUAGUUAGACACCUAAUGUUGAGCCUGCUGCUAGUUAGACACCUAAUGUUGAGCCUGCUGCUAGUUAGACACCUAAUGUUGAGCCUGCUGCUAGUUAGACACCUAAUGUUGAGCCUGCUGCUAGUUAGACACCUAAUGUUGAGCCUGCUGCUAGUUAGACACCUAAUGUUGAGCCUGCUGCUAUUUAGACACUAAUGUUGAGCCUGCUGCUAGUUAGACACCUAAUGUUGAGCCUGCUGCUAGUUAGACACCUAAUGUUGAGCCUGCUGCUAGUUAGACACCUAAUGUUGAGCCUGCUGCUCUGCUAGUUAGACACCUAAUGUUGAGCCUGCUGCUAGUUAGACACCUAAUGUUGAGCCUGCUGCUAGUUAGACACCUAAUGUUGAGCCUGCUGCUAGUUAGACACCUAAUGUUGAGCCUGCUGCUAGUUAGACACCUAAUGUUGAGCCUGCUGCUAGUUAGACACCUAAUGUUGAGCCUGCUGCUAGUUAGACACCUAAUGUUGAGCCUGCUGCUAGUUAGACACCUAAUGUUGAGCCUGCUGCUAGUUAGACACCUAAUGUUGAGCCUGCUGCUAGUUAGACACCUAAUGUUGAGCCUGCUGCUAGUUAGACACCUAAUGUUGAGCCUGCUGCUAGUUAGACACCUAAUGUUGAGCCUGCUGCUAGUUAGACACCUAAUGUUGAGCCUGCUGCUAGUUAGAUACCUAAUGUUGAGCCUGCUGCUAGUUAGACACCUAAUGUUGAGCCUGCUGCUAGUUAGACACCUAAUGUUGAGCCUGCUGCUAGUUAGACACCUAAUGUUGAGCCUGCUGCUAGUUAGACACCUAAUGUUGAGCCUGCUGCUAGUUAGACACCUAAUGUUGAGCCUGCUGCUAGUUAGAUACCUAAUGUUGAGCCUGCUGCUAGUUAGACACCUAAUGUUGAGCCUGCUGCUAGUUAGACACCUAAUGUUGAGCCUGCUGCUAGUUAGACACCUAAUGUUGAGCCUGCUGCUAGUUAGACACCUAAUGUUGAGCCUGCUGCUAGUUAGACACCUAAUGUUGAGCCUGCUGCUAGUUAGACAUCUAAUGUUGAGCCUGCUGCUAGUUAGACACCUAAUGUUGAGCCUGCUGCUAGUUAGACACCUAAUGUUGAGCCUGCUGCUAGUUAGACACCUAAUGUUGAGCCUGCUGCUAGUUAGACACCUAAUGUUGAGCCUGCUGCUAGUUAGACACCUAAUGUUGAGCCUGCUGCUAGUUAGACACCUAAUGUAGAGGAGAAUUGUUUGGCUUGUUUGUUCUUCGUCUGGACUCCUAUGGUUUCUGUUACGGAUGAAGUUGAGAAAGUUUUACAAGAACAUGCACAACAUGCUUGACAUACAUUUAGUAUGAAAAUUACAUGAUAUAGCCUAGCUAGUAGGGCACUGUUGAAUAGUGUUCUGUGGAGUCUUCAUUUGCUUUUGAUUUCAUUUGAAGAGGCUACUAUUCAGCAUAUAUUACUGAAUAGUCCAUUUUAGAUUCUCUUUCAAUCCUUCAUCAACAGAUUAAUUUAUCAAGGUCAUGCACGUGAAUAGCUUUUCCUAGUCAUUGUGUCAGCCAAUCAAGAAGCAGACGUCAAGUGACCAGUGACCACCACAGAGGGGCUAUUAACCAUUUGUCGUCAGACCUCUCCCAGCCCCACCAGCUGUGUGUUUAUGGUGUCCCAUGUAGUGUUGACAUACCUCUUGUUACCAUCUAGAAAAUUACCCUAACCCUGUGUUGUUAACACUGAGACAUGUCUCUGUCUGGGAUUUGAGUUUGUGACUAACACUCCUCUAUCUGUGUGUAUAUGUCUCUCUGUGUAUCCAGGCCCAGCUGGCUGAGAUGGAGCAGUCCCACAAUGUGAGUGCGAGCUCUGUGCGGCAGCGUGAUGAGGUGCUGCGUGAGGCAGAGAAGCUGAGGGUCGCCCAGAGGGAGGCAGAGAGGACCCUGGCCGCCCGGGAGAGAGCCCACCGCCACCGGGUCAAAGGCCUGGAGGAGCAGGUAGAUACAGCCAUGAGGUCAGAGGGCAAGAAGACAUACCCUUAAUUUCUGUCCUCCUGUCCCUGACCUCAUCUGUCUGUUUGUCCGUCCCACAGGUGUCCACUCUGAAGGAGCAGCUGCAGCAGGAGAUGAGGCGGAGGCAGCCAUCUCUACCCACAUCCCUGAUGUCUGGGGGGAACUGAGCACAGAGCAGCUCACUUGUGUCCCUCCAUGGGUACUAAAGCCCACUAGCAGCUCCAAGAACCAAUAUCCAAUCAUCAUCUCCUAUGAUUUGACACACGCCUCUCCUCCUACUCAGGGAGAAACUCAGCGACACCACGGGAGGAGA